Amphimedon queenslandica is the source of this 2705-nucleotide messenger RNA. RefSeq names its product zinc finger protein DZIP1L-like. The record is from RefSeq and is a predicted model, not a curated record. Lineage: Eukaryota; Metazoa; Porifera; Demospongiae; Haplosclerida; Niphatidae. The transcript is spliced from 23 exons. The coding region runs from base 77 to 2620 and encodes 847 amino acids. Gene Ontology annotation, cellular component: cytoplasm; ciliary basal body. Gene Ontology annotation, biological process: cilium assembly.
UUAUUAGCCACGCCCUUGGGUUGAUUGUAAUUUUAAAAUGCAGGGGAGGAGAUAAACAGAAAACAAGAGCAGAUUAAUGAUGACUAGUUUCUUACCAGUGGAAGAGGAGCCAGCUGUCAGAGGUACUUUUACCUUUAGAAGAAGAUGGGCCAACGUAGAUUGGCGUGCUUUGUCUGGUGUUGACGUGGAUAAAAUUGCACAAACUGUUGAUGUCCAAACUUUGCAGAAUAAUAUACUGCACGUCACAUUCUGCAAUGUUGAAAAUGAGGAGUUUCGUAAUGUUGAUAUCAAUUUUAUCAAGCUAUUUCGUCUUGCUCAGUUGAUAAUUGAAUAUCUCUUGCACACUCAGCAGUAUUUAACUGAUCAGUUACAAGUAUUACAAGAACAGCUUCACAUUACAGGACAAGAAUUACAAUCAACACGCAUCGAAGUCACAACGCAAUCAAAAAAUUUAAAGACCGUAAAGAGAGAAAAUCGCAAGAGACGUAAAAUGAUAGAGUCUUACCAGCAAAUGAUGAACGCUGGGGCUAGCGGCCUUUACCCGUGUCACGUCUGUCGCCGUGAGUUUAUCAGUGCUGAGUUUUUGAAGGGACAUAUUGAGAGGAGACAUACUGCAAAACCAAAAGAUGAUGCGGAGGUCCUGAAAGAGAUGGAGAAAGAGCUGGAGACUAAAGUAUUCGAGAAAGUCCAGCAGCAGCUACUUCAGUCGCAGAAUGAAAUGAAGCAAGAAAUGCUAUUGAAAGAGAGCAAGCUUCACGAAGAGAAAGUAAAGGAAUUUGAGAUGUGGAAGACCCAAGAGCAGCAAAGACUGAAAGAGGAGCUUGCGGUGCACAAGGCCACUCUAACUACACAGUUGCAGCAGCAGAAUCAACACACAACCGAGCUAUUACAGAAGACUUUAGAGCAGGCACAAGAAGAAUUAAAGGCAUUGAGAACAAGCAGAGAUCAAUCAAUGGAGAUGAUACCUCAAGCUACGUGUAAUAAUGAUAGUACUCAAUUGGUUGAUCUACAGGACAAAUUCCAUACACAAUUGCAGCAAUCGGUUAAAGAUGAGAGAAAGAUUUGGAAAAAAAAGUUGAAAGAGACAGCAAAGAAAUAUGAAGACGAUCUCAUGGAGAGAACCAGAAAAUACGAAGAAGAAUUGAGAGAAUCUCAAGGCCGUAUAGCAGUAUUAGAACAGAGCCUAGCAGCAAUACCUAAAGAUACCAGCACUGUCAAACAUCUGGCGCAGCAAGUUGAUCAGAUAAGUACUCACUUGACUGAAAUGAAAGAGGCCCAGCCUACAUGUACUACACAACAUCAUAUCAUUGUUUCAUCCAAGCCUUCCUCUCUCGCCUCCUCUGAUGAUGAUGAGGAGGAGGAGGAAGAUGGUGUAGAACACAUUAGAGAGAAGAAGCAAGAAGAUUUGCUGAAGCUCAAAACAGCAUUGAAUAGUAUUGUUAAUGAAGCAAUGACUAAGAGAGGAGUUGAACCAUCUGCAGGUGGUUUAUCGACACAAAAACUAACCGAUAAGCUAAAAUUACUAAAACAGGAACAGCAAUCCAAGGCACAGACCCACCCUUUAUUUGCACAGCAGAGAUCAGAGUUAGAGAAACAGGUUGAGGAACAAGUCAAGUUACAUUACAAGCCAACGGUACUUGUUUCACCAAAGAAACCUCCUGUCUCUAAACUAGUCAUAACUCCACCUAUCGUAACUCCAACUAAAUCUCCUCAAUCUCCAGCUAAAUCUCCUCGAUCUCCAACUAAAUCUUCUCGAUCUCCAACUGAACUGAUCCUUGAAUCCAGCAGUGAUGAAGAAUCAAGCGAUGAGGAUGAAGAGGAAACUCCAGUAGUAUCUAUAGCUCCUAAAAGAACAGGAGCCAGUGGAUUACCUACUGGAGCUACCACUAAUGUCCAAACUACUCCAGUCAUCACUUCCAUUCUACCGUUAAGCAUACCAACUGUUUCCAGUGCACCUUUCACUCCGACCAAUAUACCAUCCGCUCCGACCAGUGCUCCAUUUACCAUUACCAGUGCACCAUUCACUUCAACCAAUACUCAUCUACCAGUGACCAGCGUCCGUUUGCCUCCUAAUGCAAUACCCGUUUUACCAGUAGCCACUAGUGUACCAAUGACCGUAGCUUCGACCAGUGUACAACCGAUACCAACCUUACCUACAGUAGCUGAUAGUCCUACUGCUCCUAAUCCUAUUUUUGAUAGUGAAAGUGAUGAGGACGAUGAUAGCAUUGAGAAGUUGAUUGCUGGUACUGACGUACUUGCAAAGGCAUCUUCAACGCCAAUUAAAUCUGUUACUGUUGUCGAGAGAAUCAAUCGAAACAAGCCUCGUGAUGGUGUAGUCCCAAUGAGUGGAGCACCAGUAAUGAUGAUACCACAACCACUCUUAGAUCCAUUGGAAAGUGAUGAUGAUAGUGAUACUUUCACUAUCUCUGAGCUUAGUGCUGCACCUCCUAUUGCUCCUCCAGUCUCAGCAUCUAAACCAAUCUCGGCUCAGUCUGUUCCACUUAUGAGCAGUAAACACGACUACCAUACAGCUGCUGUAGCUUCAUCGCAUUCAGCUCUUACUACAGUAACUGCUGAUGAUUUUGAUUCCGAUAUAUCAGAUAUAACUGAACUAAAAUAAAGAGACAUUCACACACUUAUAUCAAUUAUGAUUUUAAAAAUUAUUUUACAAAAAGGAAAUGUGAUGUCACGUCCUGUUUAAUUGA